AUGGCAACCUCCAGCUACAAAGUCGCACCUGAGAUUCAACAAGAAAAUCUUCCUUCCCUCGAUAUAACACAAUGCUUGGUCGCCGGCGGGUUCAUUUUCAACAAGCAAGGGGAAAUGCUAUUGCUUCGACGCGCUCCGAGUGAUUCGUUUGGUGGUUUUUGGGAUUACCCCGGCGGAUCUAUUGAGAAGACUGAUGCUCGCCUUUUGGAUGGUCUGUCUCGUGAGGUGGCAGAGGAGACCGGCCUAAUUAUUACGGAAGUUUUCGAGGGAACAGACAGUGUGAAACUGUCCCCAGAACAUGAUGCUUUUCAUUGGAUCACGUGGGAGGAAUUCCAGCAAAGUAUGGACGCAAUCGAUGAGGGGGGAAGUGCGAAGUAUACAUUCAAAAAGGGGGAGGAAAGCGAGGUUAAGAAGGCCUGGAAAAAGUAUCAGUUGUCCAAUGAUCGUGUGUCGUCAUAG
Molecule: messenger RNA, 459 nt
Organism: Talaromyces atroroseus
Lineage: Eukaryota; Fungi; Ascomycota; Eurotiomycetes; Eurotiales; Trichocomaceae
Exons: 2
Coding region: 1-459 (152 amino acids)
Source: RefSeq, a predicted model, not a curated record